Hypoxylon trugodes is the source of this 1346-nucleotide messenger RNA. Its product is annotated as Clavaminate synthase-like protein. The record is from RefSeq and is a predicted model, not a curated record. Lineage: Eukaryota; Fungi; Ascomycota; Sordariomycetes; Xylariales; Hypoxylaceae. The transcript has 5 exons. The coding region runs from base 134 to 1270 and encodes 378 amino acids. Gene Ontology annotation, molecular function: dioxygenase activity.
AGUUCAUUGUUAUAGCGAAUGAGUGUAUCUCGAGUUAGUAUAAGGCGAAGGGAGAGUCCCCUUGCGAGGGGUUGGUUCGUAGAAAUGGAAUGAUCAGAUAAUCAGAACGUCAAAUAGUGUCAAACAAAUCAAAAUGGCACCAAUUGCUCUUGAAACACCAGCUGUAGAACCUCAGUUCAAUAACACCAAGGUUCUGAUAAAGCCAUGGACUCGGCCUCAGCCAACUACUGAGAAGCUCGAAUACGCGGAGUUGCCCAAAAUUGAUCUUUCUAUAUUCGACCAGCCCGGUGGCAAGCAAGAGCUGGCCAGGCAGCUUUAUGACGCUGUCACUAAAGUUGGGUUUUGGUCUGUGGUGAACACGGGCAUUGAUGAUGAGCGCGUGCUCCGUCAGUUUAGCUUCGGAAAUGCGUUCUUCAAGGAACCCUUAGAAGAGAAGAGAUUCCCUUGUAACUUCUCCGAAGGCGAGUACUUUGGAUAUAGAGAGAACUCGCGCUGGAUCGGCGACACAGGUGUCAAAGAGAAUGUAGAAAUGUUAAACAUUCCCAAAGCCAUCCCCGCCUUCACAAACGUAGGAAAACACCGCAUCGUGGAGCAAAACUGGGAAGAAAUCGCGUCCUUUCACCGGGACCUCUUCGACAAGGUAGUUCGAAAGCUCUUCGUUUUGAUCUCCAUCAUCCUGGAGCUUCCCGAGAACUACCUCGCGGACGCGCACGCCUAUGAUGAGGAAUCCGAUGAUCACCUACGUUAUAUGCUAUAUAACGUGCGAAGCCAAGAAGAAUGGGACAAGGCGCAGGCUUACUCAAAGGGUGGACAUACCGAUUUUGGUAGCUUGACGCUACUUUUCUCGCAGCAUAUUGCUGGAUUACAGAUCCGUACGCCGGAGGGCGAGUGGAAAUAUGUUAGCCCUGUGGAGGGUGGUAUUACCUGCAACGCGGCGGAUACUCUAUCAUUCCUCACCAACGGUUUUAUCAAAUCUACCAUCCACCGCGUAGUUACGCCCCCCAAAGACCAAAUCAACGUGGCACGCCUCGGGCUCCUCUACUUCAACCGACCCGGCGCCAACACGCCCAUGAAGACAGUCCCAUCGCCUCUUCUAGACCGUCUCGGUCUCAUCUCGGAAGAGGACAAAGAUCCUAACAAGCCAGUAGUUUCUGGUACGGAUUAUGUGCGAGCUAGAGUGAAGGACGUUCAUUAUAAGACCGUGCUGGAGAAGCGUGAGGGCACCUCUUUUGAGUUUAAGGGGUUGAAAGUGCAGAACCACUAUGCUUAGUGGGAUAUGUAAAUCCGCAAUUGGUGAAUCAAGUAGUUGAAUGCAAUGGAAUGCUACGAUAAUUUUAUCUUCUUCA